This is a messenger RNA of Rangifer tarandus platyrhynchus (Svalbard reindeer), 399 nucleotides long. NCBI's taxonomy places the organism in Eukaryota, Metazoa, Chordata, Mammalia, Artiodactyla, Cervidae. The record is from the annotation of a GenBank genome assembly.
AUGUGGCCAGGGUCCUCCCCGGUGGCGGCUGCUGGCGGGGGCAACUGGCCCUGCUGUUGUGAAUCACCUGGCACACUCGACGCCCCUCUGGGGCUGGAGGGGUCUGGGCUCCCAGCCCUCACUCCUGCCCUACGAGAACUGUCUUCUCCAGCUCCACUUCCAGCGCUGCAUCUGCACCCAAACCCAGAGCUGCUGGCAAGUCUGUUGGGGAAGGGUGAUCACCCCCAGCUUCUUCUCUGGUUCUGCCUUCUGGUGGCUCAUGACGGGCCCAUCCCUCCUUUAACAUUUCAUCCUUCUUGGCUCUCCAUUGGGCACCAGCUCCUAUGGCAUAGUCACCCCAAAGCCAAUCUCUCCCCUCCUUUCCAAAAUAGACCCCGAAUUAAACUCGGGCAGACAUAG